Messenger RNA from Hydractinia symbiolongicarpus, 3098 nucleotides. RefSeq lists its product as uncharacterized. NCBI's taxonomy places the organism in Eukaryota, Metazoa, Cnidaria, Hydrozoa, Anthoathecata, Hydractiniidae. The record is from RefSeq and is a predicted model, not a curated record. The coding region runs from base 179 to 2365 and encodes 728 amino acids. The transcript is spliced from 4 exons.
AGAAACUAAAAAUGCUUUCUAACAUGGUAUUAAUGCGUCUUCUAAAAUAGAAAAGGUUGUAUGUUCCAAAAAAUCGUUUUAACUUAUUUUGCCAAGGCGGGGGAGAUUUAAAGAACGAAUCUUUUUACACGAAACCAUAAUGGUAUAUUUCGCAGUAAAAACGAAAGCGUAACAAAAAAUGAUAAGGAAGCUUUAUGACUGCCAUGCAGUUAUAGCUAAAAAAAGUACAAAGAAGAACAUGGAAGGCACUAUUGCAGCAAUCAAGAAGAUCAUUGACGUUUAUACUGCUGAGGAUGGGUUGAAAUAUUUUCGGGUAGCAUGGAAAGAUACAUGGGAGCCUGAAUUACAUUUAAUCAGCUGUCAAGAUGCUAUUGAUGAAUUUUGGAAGCAGCGUUGCAGAAACAAUGAGGCUGACAAAACAUCAGAUAAAAAGAAUUAUAGAGAUUUUGAAUGCCAAACACAAAGUCAUAUAAAGCAAUACCAUACAACCUCGAGCAUCCAAUGUAAUUCAAUCAACACUACCACUACACUGCAGAGGAUAAGCCAAAAAAGCGAAUAUUCCACAAAUAACAUUCCAAAGGAACACCAUGACAGUUCAUUGCCAAACAGGAUAUGCUCUUAUUGUGAAGGAAAAAGUGGAAAAUACAUCGAAUCUUCAGUUCAGUGUGAAAUACUAAAAAAAGCUGUGUGUGAAUCCAUAUCAACGCAGUGUAAUACGUUUUCUGAGAUGCACAAACACGAAGUUGAUGUUAGUAAUGUUGGUGAUGUGGAAACAUGUGACAUGGAAUGUCAACAUGAAUACAAUUCGAGAGAUUUUGCUGCCCAGCAACAGCCGUUCACGACAGAUAUAGGCCUGCACAUUAGACCUACAAUUUGUAGCAGAAGUAUACAAGUUAAUGUAUGUAGCACAACGAAUGCGGUUAAGCAUAAGAGCGUAAAAGUAUCUUCUAAUGCGAUGACUCAGUACGAGAAAAAUUGGUUUUGUUUUGAUGCUGCUACUCAGUGUAAAGAAGAGGUGAUCAGAAGAGACUCGAGCACACAGUUUGUUAAGCAAUCUGUUGAUUCUAGUACUCAGUAUGAGAUUUUCAGUAAGAAUCAAGGGUGUCAGCAUACAAACAACUUAUGUGAAAUAGGUAUACAAUGUAAUUUUAAUGACACAUCUGUGUUUUUUCAUGAAAAUUUGUCAGCUAAAGCAGUUCUGAUUGAAACAGAAGUCGAAGAUGGUUGCGUACGCAAAGAAGAUAAGAGUCAUACAGCUGCUGAGUUAUACUCCACUAAGUCCACACUUACGGAAUCUAAUGAAAGCUGUUUUCAUAUAAACAGUAUUGUGGAAUCAGAUAAUACUGAAAUUACGAAAUUAUCACCACCUAUCAAUGCCGAAACACCAGUCAACAACGAUUUUCUAUUAGAAGCUGCAUCUCCAGACACUACAACUUUGACUUUAGAGAAAAAUUGUGCAGAUGAACAGCCAGAUUAUGGUAAUUGUACAUUAUUUCAGCCAUUAACUCUGACUAACAGACAACCUUAUACCAGCGUUUAUUCAGUAAGUACCUCCUCGGAUAGCAUCACACUACCAAACAAUAUUAUUCCGCAUUCUGAGGAGGUUCAGAACCUAUUAAAGGGACAUUACAUUGAUACCGUGGAUAAACAAAGGCUGAAGCAAAUGUACUUUCUGACUGAAAAUCCAUUAGUUGGUGUGACGAGCAAUGUAGAGACAAAGCCGUCAAAACGGGGGAGGAAAAGAAAUAUCACCGUCAGUGGGCACAUUAAGCGAAAAAAACUUUCUAUUACGAACGAAGAACUGUGUUCAAAUUCAUAUCAGACUGUUAUACCAAGGCCGUUGUUUGUCGAACAAGCAUCAAUUAUGGGAGGAAAUAAUCCAUUGCAAAGUUUGGUGGAACUUAGUAAAAGCGCUGGAACAAUAGGUAACCGGCUCACGUCGGGUUCGUCUAAGGUAAAUUGUACUCAAUCAAAUAAUAUGUCCUUUGGUGUAACAUACAUAACGCCAGUGCCGAAGUCCGGUAUAGCUGGGCAAACCGAUAAAUCUACGACUGACGAUCUCAGGUGCACUUCUCCAUAUGUAUAUUCUAAUGCCAGCUCUCCUGUGGAUAGUCAAGGCAUUCGUUUAUUUUCCUUUUCAACGAUAAAUAAUCAAUCAGUAAAUGCAGAUGUGCAAUUGGAUAACGGUUUAAAUGAAUCGCUUGCGUCCACUGUUUAUGACCCGAAUUCGCCUGCAACACAAAAAUAUACGACUACUUGUAAGGCUGAUAUGAAUCAGUCGGAUUUACCUCGAAAAGAAAUUGUUUCGUUAAUGGUGGAAGAGAAAGGUAUCAAUGAAGAUUUUAUAUCAAAAUACUGGAAAUGAUGCUCUUUUCUUUCCCAUAGAAUGAAAGACAUAAUAUUUCAGUUUUAGAACCUAAAAGAAUAUGAUUUUAGAUGUAUUAUAAAAUUUUAUUGUUGCAAAAAGUUUUUCAAAUUAAUUUUUUUUUAUUUAAAUUAAGUUCUUCAGGUUGUGGAAAACUUGUUUUGCUGAACAAUUAUGACUGAUGGUGGACAUUUUUUGUAUAAUUACUAUCGACUGUACUUCAAAACUGUAAGUGCUUGCAGUUUUGACUUGAAAGAAGAGUACGCUUUUUAUAAGAAACCCAUUUAUCCGAAAAUUUUACUAGUGCAGAUUGUUAGAAAUUAGAAGCCUGUGAGAAACUUGAGAAUAUGAGCUGUGUUAAUAUCGCAAUUUCCCCUAUUUGAUUUGGAAGAACGCAUAACUUUACCGCUAAUCGAAGUUGUGUGGUACUUGUUUGGUAAAUACAUACAAAUGUUCACCCUUGCAUGUUUAAUAUUUUGUUAAAUACCCCUUCAUUCUUCAAGCUACACAGGAAACGUUUGGAACUAAAAUCGUGAAUAAAAGACCUAGAUUAUCAGUUACUUUGAUUGAUUUAUAAUUUAAACAAAAUGUUUUUUUUUAUGUUCGUCUUAUAUUUAAGAUUCUGCACAACUCGUCAGUUUGAAAUUAGGUAUUUGGCAGAACGGAAAUACAGGUGUUAAUAUUUACUCUCAAAUGUUGAAACUUACAAAGAAAGAAAGCGUCUAUUUCUGCA